Messenger RNA from Psilocybe cubensis, 222 nucleotides. RefSeq lists its product as uncharacterized. NCBI's taxonomy places the organism in Eukaryota, Fungi, Basidiomycota, Agaricomycetes, Agaricales, Agrocybaceae. Bases 1 to 222 code for a protein of 73 amino acids. Gene Ontology annotation, biological process: mitochondrial electron transport, ubiquinol to cytochrome c. The record is from RefSeq and is a predicted model, not a curated record. The transcript has 4 exons.
AUGGCUCGCCUUGUCCUUCAUAGACAAUCUCCCAUUGCUGCCACCAUCAACGUUACCAAACGAUGGUCAACUAGCCUUGGUAUCUGGGGAGCUAGUGCUGGUGCCGCUGCUUUACUUCUUUUGUCGGUGACGCCCCUUGUCCGCCGUGAGGUCUUGGAAAAGGUCCCUGUGUUGGGUUCAUACUAUGAGGACAAAACUCCAGCUUCCGACAAAUCCGUUUAA